Messenger RNA from Micropterus salmoides (largemouth bass), 2131 nucleotides. Its product is annotated as keratin, type I cytoskeletal 13-like. The record is from RefSeq and is a predicted model, not a curated record. Bases 771 to 2060 code for a protein of 429 amino acids. The transcript has 7 exons. NCBI's taxonomy places the organism in Eukaryota, Metazoa, Chordata, Actinopteri, Centrarchiformes, Centrarchidae. Gene Ontology annotation, molecular function: structural molecule activity.
CCCAACCAAAAUUCUGUGUACCUUCAUGUACAAAAACAUUACAUAAUCCCCACCUGAGAAAUGUUUGACAACCACCAACCAAGCUCUGUACAUUUUUCUUACUAUUUAAAAAACCCCUAAAGAGGUCGAAAGGUAGAUGUUUAAGGAAAGAAGUAAAAGAUAUAAUUAUUGACACAAAAUGACUUGACUUUGACUAUUGAUUAUUGACAAACGUUUCUUUAAAGGGGUCGCCAGAUAGACCGGAGGAGUCAUGAAUAAGUCAGGAAAAAGGGGGAAAUCACAUUAUUGUAACAUAAAAUCAUGUUCAACACUGGACAGUUUCAAGUCUUUAUGCCAAUUAAAUGUAUAAAAAAUAGCUGAGAUGUACAAAUCAUUCUUUGCUUUAAGUGCUCACAGCAGCAUUUUCUCAAGUCAUGAAGGAACGUUUUAACUUCAGGUUUUAAACCUCCUGACAUUCCUGCUGUCAUCGAAUCUCCCUGUGGACAGACCUGGGAGGGGUUUGUGGUCUGACUGGAUGUCAGGACUGACAGGACCAGACCACCAGGUAUAAAGAGCUGUCGCGCCCACCCGACCUGCUGGAGUUCAGCUUCAGCACAGACCUGUUUCCUUUAGGGCCCCCGGGGCCAUAAUGUGACAACCCCAGCAUAUUUGGCAUCCCAACCUGACCUACCACACCGCCCCCCCAACCUCAUUUUGAGGCAUAAAAGCAGGCGACAUCCCAGCAGCUCUUCACUCUCUGCUCAGAGCCGACGACCAGCCGACCCUCAGCCAUGACCUCCUUCUCCAGCCGCAGCAGCUACAUGUCCUCCCCCGUGAGGAGCUCCGUCAUGAUGGCCCCCUCCAUGUCCUCCUCGUCCCGCCUGGGGAGCAUGAGGGCCGGCAGCGUGUAUGGAGGAGCUGGAGGAUCUGGAGUCCGUAUCUCCAAGGCCUCAUUCUCCUCCUCCAGUGCUGGCGGUGCCUUCAAGCUGAGCGACGCCAUGGACGUCUCUGUCAGCGAGAAGGCCACCAUGCAGAACCUCAACACCCGCCUGGCCACCUACCUGGAGAAGGUGCGCAGCCUGGAGAAGGCCAACGCCGAGCUGGAGCUGAAGAUCAGAAAGUUCCUGGAGAGCAAAGCUGCGCCGGAGGCUCACAACUUCAGCAGCUUCAACGUCCAGAUCAAAGACCUGCAGGACCAGAUCCAGUCCGCUGCUCAUGGAAACGCCAUACUCGUCUUCGCCAUCGACAACACCAACUUGGCAACGGAUGACUUCAAAGUCAAGUACGAGAACGAGCUGAUCAUGCGUCAGUCGGUGGAGGCCGACAUCGCCGGUCUGAAGAGGGUCCUGGAUGAGCUGACUCUGAGCCGGACCGACCUGGAGAUGCAGCUCGAGGGUCUGAAGGAGGAGCUGAUCUUCCUCAAGAAGAACCAUGAGGAGGAGCUGCUGGCGAUGCGAGCUCAGAUGGGCGGUCAGGUGAACGUGGAGGUGGAUGCGGCUCCAGCAGAGGACCUCAAUAAGGUCAUAGAGGAGGUCAGGAAGCACUACGAAGCCACUGUUGCCAAAAGCCGCAAAGAACUGGAGGCGUGGUUCAAUGCAAAGACAGAAAACCUUCACAAAGAAGUCGCUAUCAGCACAGAAACCCUCCAGUGGUCCAAAUCCGAGACCACACAGCUCAGCCGAACGCUGCAGAGCCUGGAGAUCGAGCUGCAGUCCCAGCUCAGCAUGAAAGCGUCGUUGGAGGCCACCCUGAAUGAGACUCAGAACCGGUACACCAUGCAGCUGACGGGUUACCAGAACCAGGUGACCAUGCUGGAGGAUCAGCUGACGCAGCUGAAGGCCGAGCUGGAGAGGCAGUCCCAGGAGUACCAGAUGCUGUUGCACAUCAAGACCAGGCUGGAGAUGGAGAUCGUCGAGUACAGGAGGCUGCUGGACGGAGAGGCCAGCGGCAGCUUGACCAUCUCAUCCACCACCUCUACCACCUCCACCACCACCAAACAGAAAAUAAUUAAGAUCGUAGAGGAGGUGGUGGAUGGAAAGGUGGUGAGCUCCUCCCAGGAGACCAUCAGUAAGACCCUCUGAGCACCAAGCGGGGACACUCACACAGAAUUAAUCACACAAAAUAAAGCUUGCUGAGGCACUUCAAAAUGAAA